Molecule: messenger RNA, 1397 nt
Organism: Varroa destructor (honeybee mite)
Lineage: Eukaryota; Metazoa; Arthropoda; Arachnida; Mesostigmata; Varroidae
Gene: Mvd
Product: mevalonate diphosphate decarboxylase
Biological process (GO): isopentenyl diphosphate biosynthetic process, mevalonate pathway; isoprenoid biosynthetic process
Cellular component (GO): cytosol
Molecular function (GO): diphosphomevalonate decarboxylase activity
Source: RefSeq, a predicted model, not a curated record
AGUUUCGGUAGCGCUUUUUCUGGCGUUACACCAUCCAGAACUCGCUAUCACGUGUUCCAACGGUUAUUUUGUUAAGCUUGGCACAAGAUCAUUUUUUGUAAAUGAUGGCGAACCUACACAUAGCGACGUGCCAGGCCCCAGUGAACAUUGCCGUUGUGAAGUACUGGGGGAAAAGGGACGAAAAGCUAAUGCUGCCCGUUAAUGAUUCUAUUAGCGUGACCCUUAGUACCGAUGAUCUGUGCACGACAACGUCUAUUGCUGCGUCACAGUUAUUCAAAGAGGACAAACUUGUGCUCAACGGGAAGGUAGAACCCACCAAUAGUCCCCGCAUCCAAAAUUGCUUAAAGUCUAUUCAGGAAGCUGCAAGGAACUCCGGAAAAUCUCCCGUUGACCCCUCUUGGAGGCUGCAAAUCUGCUCGAAGAAUAACUUUCCAACCUCAGCAGGUUUAGCCAGCUCGGCUGCAGGUUAUGCUUGCCUGGUAGCAACAUUACAGGCACUUUAUAAGCUCGAAGGUAACUUCUCAUCAGUUGCUCGAAAAGGAUCUGGCUCUGCCUGUAGAAGCAUGUUUGGAGGAUUUGUACGAUGGAGGAAAGGAGAUAAAUCUGACGGAAGUGAUUCCGUAGCUAUUCAGAUAGCUCCAGCUUCCCAUUGGCCUGAAAUUCGUGUUAUCAUCUGCGUGGCAAAUGACGCCAGAAAAGAUACGGGAUCUACUAGUGGAAUGCAAAGGUCUGUCGAGACAUCCGACCUGCUCAGAUACAGAGCUGAGGCAAUUGUUCCGAGACGUUGUGAUGCUAUGGAAAUGGCAAUCUUGACUCGAGACUUCGAGUCAUUUGCCCGCCUCACGAUGAUGGACUCGAAUCAAUUGCACGCAGUUUGUCAAGACACUUAUCCACCAAUUCGUUACAUGAACCAGAUAUCGUGGGAUAUAGUCUCACUGGUACACCGAUACAACGAAUUGGUUGGUGCUAAUAAACUGGCAUACACGUUCGACGCUGGACCGAACGCAUUUUUAUUUUGUCUUGACGAUGACAUCCCUGAAGUAUUACAAAUAUUAAAACAAGCAUUCCCAUCCAACGAAUCGGAUUAUAUCAAGGGGAUUUACACAACCGCGACGGCCAAAACAACACCGAGAUCCGAUGAGCUAGCAAAACGGGUAGAGCCAGCGCCAGCUGAAUCGUUGAAAUAUAUGAUCACUACGAAGAUUGGUAACGGACCUCAUGAAAUCCAGCAGCACCUUUGUGAUAGCAAAGGAAACACGAUUCCGUAACGAUGUCCUACUUUCCGUCACUUGUUUAGUCUGGUUUUUCUGAAUAUAUUCCAUUUUGGACAAAACUAACAAUAAACAUAAUCAGCGGAUGCUUUUGACAUGGACAUAAGUAAAAAUGGAGGUCCGUAA